Messenger RNA from Striga asiatica, 3452 nucleotides. Lineage: Eukaryota; Viridiplantae; Streptophyta; Magnoliopsida; Lamiales; Orobanchaceae. The record is from the annotation of a GenBank genome assembly.
AAAAAAUUUGAUGAUUGUAGUGUACCUGUAUAAUGUAUGUAGGGUGAAAUACACCGAAUUUGAUUUUUUUUUUGGGUUAAAAUAACGUCAAUAUGAGUACAUUUGCGCGCCUAUAUAUGGCACCCACUGCAUAGCCAGCUGAUCCAUCUCAUAUCCACGUCAUCAUUUAUUGUCUUCAUACACAAGGGGGAGAAAAAAUCGGCCUCCAUAGAUACUUUCCCUUUGCUAAUCAUAGCGGAAAAAUCCUCCAAAACCACAUAUAAAUUCACAAUCUGCGCCCCUCACAUUUUCCCCACACAGACAUUUAUUAACAAUCUCUGGUUGUGUGUGUGCUUGAUAUUUUUCUGCGUGUGUGGACGUUGUGUGGUGGUGUUGAUGUGAUGGAGCAGAAGCACGUGUUCCUGUCGGCAUUGAGCAUAGGCGUGGGGGUCGGCGUCGGGCUCGGCCUGGUGUCCAGCUCGACCGUCGGAAAAUGGACCGGCGGCGAAGGCUCGGCGGAAGCGGACGGCAUCUCCGCCGGGAAGCUGGAGAUGGAGGUGCUCCGGCUGGUGGUGGACGGGAAGGACAGCAAAGCCACGUUCGAGGACUUUCCGUAUUUUCUCAGUGAAAAAACACGUGUGUUGUUAACAAGUGCUGCCUGUGUUCAUCUGAAACACUUGGAUGUAUCUAAGCACACUCGGAAUCUUUCGCCUGCAAGUAGAGCUAUACUGCUCUCAGGGCCUGCAGAAUUGUACCAGCAAAUGCUUGCCAAGGCUCUGGCACAUCACUUUGAAGCGAAGUUGCUACUGCUGGAUUUAAACGACUUUUCGCUUAAGAUGCAAAGCAAGUACGGUAUCGCCAAGAAAGAUUCUUCUCUCGCAAGAUCAAUCUCGGAAGCAACAGUGGAGCGAGUGUCCAGUUUUCUCGGUUCCUUCUCUAUGCUUCCAUACAAAGAUGAUAACAGAGGCACAUUGUCUGGGCAAAGGAGUGGACUGGAUGUUACUAUGAGGGAUACUGAAGGAGCCAACACUUCCACAAGGCCUCGCAGGACGUCCUCUGUCUCUUCAGAUAUGAGUAGUAUAAGUGGACUGUCUUCCUCUUCCAGUCCAGCCCAUCCCAAGCGUGUAUGCAGCUGGUCUUUUGAUGAGAAACUUCUUUUGCAGUCGGUUUAUAAGGCCUUAGUUACGAUUUCCCAAACAAACUGCAUAAUUCUCUAUGUCCGUGACGUCGACAAGCUUUUUCUCCAAUCCCCGAGGUUGUACAAAUUGUUCGAAAGAAUGUUGAAAAAAUUGACGGGGCCUGUUUUGGUACUCGGUUCCCGAAUGUUAGACCUCGAUGACGACUGUGUUGAAUUAGAAGAUAGGCUGAGCCUUCUAUUUCCUUACAACAUUGAGAUUCGGCCGCCAGAGGACGAGAAUCACCUGGUGAACUGGAAAAGUCAGCUGGAGGAGGAUAUGAGGAAGAUCAAAAUUCAGGACAACAAGAACCAUAUAGCAGAGGUAUUAGCUGCGAAUGAUCUCGAGUGUGAGGAUUUGGGGUCGAUAUGUUAUGGUGACACCAUGGCUUUGAGUAACUACAUUGAGGAGAUUGUUGUCUCAGCUUUGUCGUAUCAUUUGAUGAACAACAAGGACCCUGAGUACCGCAAUGGGAAGCUCGUUAUAUCAGCUAACAGUUUAUCUCAUGGAUUAAGCAUUUUCCAAGAAAGUAAAAAUGGUGGAAAAGGUACCAUCAAAUUGGAGACUAAUGCCGAAGGUGUCAAGGAGUCUGACAGGAAAGGGGACGCCGGAUCCAAACCUGAAUCAAAGUCCGAAAACCCAACAUCUGAGAACAAGGGCGAGGCAGAAAAGCCAAAUUUGUCAACAAAGACGGAGCUUGAUAGUGCAGUCAUCUCAAAACCCGCUGAAGUCCCUCCGGACAACGAGUUUGAAAAGCGGAUAAGGCCCGAGGUCAUCCCGGCUGACCAAAUCGGGGUCACGUUCUCCGACAUCGGCUCCCUAGAGGAGACCAAGGAGUCCCUCCACGAGCUCGUCAUGCUCCCCCUCCGCCGGCCGGACCUAUUUUCAGCCGGCGGCCUCCUCAAGCCCUGCCGAGGCAUCCUCCUGUUCGGGCCCCCGGGCACCGGCAAGACCAUGCUCGCCAAGGCCAUCGCCAACGAGGCUGGCGCAAGCUUCAUCAACGUCUCCAUGUCCACCAUCACCUCCAAGUGGUUCGGGGAAGACGAGAAGAACGUGCGGGCCCUCUUCACACUGGCGGCAAAAGUGUCCCCGACUAUUAUUUUCGUGGAUGAGGUUGAUAGCAUGCUUGGGCAGAGGACGAGGGUUGGUGAGCACGAGGCAAUGAGGAAGAUUAAGAAUGAGUUCAUGACGCAUUGGGAUGGGCUGCUCACCAAGCCUGGGGAGAGAAUUCUGGUGCUAGCGGCUACUAACAGGCCUUUCGAUCUCGAUGAAGCCAUUGUAAGGCGUUUUGAGCGCAGAAUUAUGGUUGAUCUACCUUCAGUGGAAAACAGAGAAAAGAUCUUGAGAACCCUUCUGUCGAAAGAGAAGGUUGAAAACCUUGAUUUCAAAGAGAUUGCAACAAUGACAGAAGGAUACAGCGGAAGUGAUCUCAAGAAUCUAUGUGUGACGGCAGCUUACCGACCAGUGAGAGAAUUCUUACAGCAUGAGAGGCAGAGAGACAAGAAGAAGAAGCAGAAAAACGAAAAAGGCGAGAGCACUGAAGAUGCUUCUGGUACCACUGUAGAAGAAAUCAAAGAGGAAAAAUCAAUUUCUUUAAGGGCCUUAAACAUGGAGGACAUGAGGCAGGCCAAGAAUCAGGUUGCCGCCAGUUUUGCAACUGAGGGAUCCGUAAUGGCUGAGCUAAAGCAGUGGAACGAGCUAUACGGAGAAGGAGGCUCGAGAAAGAAACAACAGUUAUCUUAUUUCCUAUAGAGCUUUGGGACUGUACACAUUAAUGACGUAAAGAAAACUCACAUCAGCUUUUCUCGGGGAAUUUGGCCAAGAUGCUUGAGAAAAAUUACACGACUGUUUGGACCAAAAGCCAAAGGACCUGCCUAGAUGCCGUUCGAUUCUAGUUUAUUGUCCGAGUAAAUUGUUCCAAGAUUGGAUUUAGCAUGUAAUUAUUUCACUUUGGAGUGCAUUCUCUGUAUGUGCAUUGUUGGAGAGGAGAUUGGAAGUUAUGUAUAUCAGCAUUGUUGGAGAGGAGAUUGAAAGUUAUGUAUAUCAGGAAUUCAGGAUUGAUAGUAAUGCUAUAUUAUAUGACUCUAAGAAGGAAGGGAAUUGUCUGUCUGUACGGUUUGUGCAAAUAACUUAUGAAGCAUUGUUGUGCUCACGAGUUUUUUUAACUUUUGAAGCAUUUUGAAAACGAUAUAUUGAGUCUAACUGCAAAUCUUGUAAGGUUGAUUGAUUACGAUAUAUAACUUAAUUAAUCAGGAAUGAAAACUGUAACGGUGUGGAAAUACUCCUUCAGAAAUUGCG